GUAUAUCAUUGGUUUAUUGAAGCUAUUUCCACUGCUAUUAACAUUAUUUUGAUAAUUUUGCCAGGUGUGAUUGGUAUUGGGUAUAGAAAAAUAGCAAUAUUCAGAUAUUGGAGAAAGAUGGGACUGGAAGAAGACUCUCAUCGCAGUAUGAUGUCAUAUUUGCGUCAAGCUGAUGAAACAUUCAGGAAUGGUUUUGAAACAGAGGAAAUGAAGCAAAUUUUUCUGAAAAAUACUUUUGAAGGAAUAUCUGGAAGUGAAAUAUCAUUCUGCAUGCAAAAAUCAUUCAGUUUUGUUUUGGAACAGAUGAUAAAAGAAUCUGAGUUUGAAACUGUUCUGAAUUUUUAUUUCACGAUAAAAAAUGAUUGGUUGCAAAUUGCUAAUAAUCAAGCUGGUUGUCACGUGUUACAGGCUGCAGCAGAAUGCCUGGUUAGGAGUCUCCCCAAAUCAAAAACUUUAUCUACAGAUGUUGCUGAUAAAUUAUCAUCUUUCAAUGAUAUUAUUGAUAUUUCCGCAGAGUCGUUAUGCUCUGUGAUGGAAGGUAUCCAUUCUACUCAUGCAUUACGGUCACAUGUACAAAUGCUAGGAGGUUUUGUACUCUCGCGUACUAAAGCAUCUUCAAAAACUAAAGAAGUGAAACUACCAAAAGAAAAUGUUCCCAAAGGAUAUUUGAAAACACUACAAACGAUUUGUAGAUGUUUAUGUGAAAUAAAUAAACAAAAAUUUGUCACUUAUUUAAGUAACCCACAUGUUGGACCAUUUAUCUCUUGUCUGUUUGAGGUAGUUAGCAAACGAGAUGUUCCAAAAACUCUUCGCCGCCUUUGCAAAAAAAUUAUGUCUUGUAGCGAGGGAGAUACAGCAAAAACCACUCUUCUAUUAUUAAUAAAGGAUAAACUGGCAAGUCAUGUUUUAGAAACUGUUUUGGAAUUUGGAACAGAGGACGCCAAGAAAGAAAUUUGUGAUUUGCUGUUCGAGGAUAACAAAAGAUUUUUUGAUCUCUGUGCACAUCCUGCUGCCAAUUUUGUCAUUCAAAGACUAAUAACAUCUGCUAAAAAUGAUGUCGAAUUCAAUAAGAUUUUCGAGUUUAUUUCAUGUGGAUUAGAGGAUAUACUUGCAGGACAAAAUUAUGGAAUUGUACAAAAACUUUGUGAACAAUGUGUUCAGUUUACAGAUAGCCAGAAAACAUUCUGGGAUAAAUUAUUAGAGGCAUUUCAUUGUGAAGAUGCAAACCAACGUACUUUCGUAGUCUUAUUUUUAGCAUCUUUAAAAACAUGUGAUGCUUACUACAAAUCUGAUACACAAGAGGAAAAACUAAUUCCUCCUAUAGAAAAAGUGGAAUAUCACGGUUCUAUUUUAUUACAGACAUUAUUGAAAUUUAAAAAUGUUGGUUUAAUUGUAAAAAGCAUGUGUGAAAUUUCUAUUGAAAACAUUAUAACAUUAUCAUGUGACAGUAGUGGUAGUCACUUCAUAGAUGCUUUUUACGCAUCAGAUAAAGUGAAACCGAAAAAGAAAAAAGAGUUCGUUGAAAAAAUUGGUAAAGAGUUGGUCAGUCUUGCUUGUGAUAAAUAUGGAAGUAGAGUUUUGGAAAAUAUAUGGGAUAACUCCGAUAUUGUUAUUAAAAGGUUAAUUGCUGGGAAUUUAGCACAAAAUUCCCCUCAGCUCUCUGCCAAUGAUUAUGGGAAAUUCAUUCUGAAAAAGUUUGAUAUAAAGAAUUUCACCACAAGAUUACAGGAAUGGGAACAGUUUCAAAAGAAGAAAAGUAACAAAAGAAAAUUAUUUGCUGGUAUUGCAUCAGGCACAAAACAUCAGAAAAAGAAAAAAAUUAAUUCUUUCUCGAAUCAUUGAGUGUCAAAUCAUUGAUUAACAGUUGGUGUUGCGGUGGCAAACAUCUAUUUAUUAAACUUUUGUGGAAAAUAUAAGUUUUACAAUGGAUAUUCUAAAAUCAGUGACAUUAUUAAACAGUCAUAGACCUAAAUUUGAUGAUAUAAUAUGUAAAGUUUCCUAUUCAGCAAUUCAGAAUUUAGUGAUUGAUGCCUGUAGUAUUUUUGAUUGUCAAAAAUUAUACUGUAAUUGUACUUCAUUCAAUUAUUUUUUAAUGGAAAUCCCAUAAGUUUAUUGUUUGGUCAUGAUUAACCCGAAAACUUGACACAAGUGAAAUCAAAAUGAGGUAUCAGUGUGUUCAAAUUUGAAUACUAAAUAUCAAAGUUGUCAAAACCUAUUUUUGAGUAUUCAAAUAAAUUUAGUAUAGUAAAUUCUUGGAUGUAAGCGAUUCUUAGAAAAAAAUUCGGACCUCCAGAAGUAUGUGCACCAAGAUGGCGCACAACCUGAACAUAGUAUGUGUACCAGGUUAGAAUUCAGGUUGUGCGCCAUCUUGGUGUAUAUACUUUGGAAGCGCCAAAAAUUCAUUUUGAGCUAUUGAUACCUGAAAUUUGUUUUAGUAAUACAGUACUUGCAAAAGUAUAGAAAAACGAUCAGAACAAUUUUCAUCUUCACUUCUUUCUAUUAUAAAUA
Molecule: messenger RNA, 2508 nt
Organism: Styela clava
Lineage: Eukaryota; Metazoa; Chordata; Ascidiacea; Stolidobranchia; Styelidae
Product: nucleolar protein 9-like
Biological process (GO): ribosomal small subunit export from nucleus; endonucleolytic cleavage in ITS1 to separate SSU-rRNA from 5.8S rRNA and LSU-rRNA from tricistronic rRNA transcript (SSU-rRNA, 5.8S rRNA, LSU-rRNA); endonucleolytic cleavage to generate mature 5'-end of SSU-rRNA from (SSU-rRNA, 5.8S rRNA, LSU-rRNA)
Cellular component (GO): nucleolus; preribosome, small subunit precursor; 90S preribosome
Molecular function (GO): RNA binding
Source: RefSeq, a predicted model, not a curated record